AUGCUAGUUCAACGUUUAAGUGAGAAUGACGUCAGUUUGUAUCUACCAUCACUGGAAACAAUGCGGACUCUUAUUCGGGCAUCAACCACAUCAAUGACUUCAGUACCGAAACCUCUCAAAUUCAUGCGACCUCACUAUGCUAAAAUGAAGGAGGUGUUCGAGAAAAUGCAACCAGGUCCGACGAAGAACUUAUGUGCUGACAUUAUAUCUGUGUUGGCAAUGUGUUCGGAUGAAAAGAGUGACUGCAUCAAUUUCCGUAUGAAGGGUAUGCAUGAACCGAUAGGCGACUGGGGACAUGAAUACGUUCGCCACCUAGCUAUGGAAAUGUCAGAAGAAUGGAAGCAGGCAUCCGAUGGUUCUGAAAAGAGCAAGGCUAGGCGGAAUGAACUACUUGUUCUAGCGCGGGACAUUGUCAUGCACAAUAUGAAGCAUAAUGCUGAGGUGGAAGCAUGUGAUUUGUUGAUUGAAAUUGAACGACUAGACCUUCUUAUGGAAUACGUGGUAGAUGUUGAUCAUCAGAGGGUCUGCCUAUACUUGCUCAGUUGUGCUCCACUGACGCCUGAUCCAGACAAUUUUAACCUCAUCAGAACUGCAAAAGAUAUUUACUUGAAGUAUAAACGCUACCUCGAAGCAGUACGAUGUGCCAUCAUGCUGAAUGAUCCCGCUGAGAUUAAAGAAAUCUUCACGAAAACUGAUGAU
Cooperia oncophora is the source of this 699-nucleotide messenger RNA. The record is from the annotation of a GenBank genome assembly. Lineage: Eukaryota; Metazoa; Nematoda; Chromadorea; Rhabditida; Trichostrongylidae.